Messenger RNA from Oncorhynchus keta (chum salmon), 6097 nucleotides. Its product is annotated as vitamin K epoxide reductase complex subunit 1-like protein 1. Gene Ontology annotation, molecular function: vitamin-K-epoxide reductase (warfarin-sensitive) activity. The transcript is spliced from 3 exons. The record is from RefSeq and is a predicted model, not a curated record. Lineage: Eukaryota; Metazoa; Chordata; Actinopteri; Salmoniformes; Salmonidae. The coding region runs from base 288 to 815 and encodes 175 amino acids. Gene Ontology annotation, biological process: vitamin K metabolic process; peptidyl-glutamic acid carboxylation.
CAGAACUAAGUCUAGCUGACCAGCAAUGUGAUAAAUACAAGUCAGACUGUUACAGGUAGGGUAUGGAAACAUUUGGAUGCAAACGUUUAUAUCUACACAAACAUAUUUUCUGUAUUGGCAUUUGGCAGGCCAUUGUAAUGUAGACGAGGGGUGGCGAGACGGUGACACUUUGGUGACACGCCCCUGCCCUGGUGGUGUGUCACGUUCUGACGCUUUUCCACGUCGCAGUUCUCGUUGUCGCCAAUGGUAAGCGGUUGCGUGUACGACUCGAGCAAGGCCGGAGAAAGAUGGCGGCGCCCGUCCUGAGAGUGUCCACCCCUCGAUGGGAAAGAAUAGCCAGGCUCCUUGUUUGCGUCUUGGGUAUAUUGUUGUCCUUAUACGCCUUUCACGUGGAAACGGAAAAGUCUAGAGACACGAAUUAUCGGGCCAUGUGCGACGUGAGCAAUUCUAUCAGCUGUUCAAAAGUCUUCACCUCCAGGUGGGGUCGAGGAUUUGGACUGUUGGGCUCGAUCUUCGGAAACGACAGUGCAAUGAACCAGCCAAACAGUGUCUACGGAAUUGUAUUUUAUGUCUUUCAACUGUUACUAGGAAUCACCGUGAGUGCGAUGGCUGCCCUGAUCCUCAUGGCGACGUCCAUCCUGUCGGUGAUGGGCUCUCUCUACCUCGGCUACAUCCUCUACUUUGUCCUCGAGGACUUCUGCAUUAUCUGCAUCACCACAUAUGCACUUAGCUUCAUUCUCUUUAUGCUCAACUACAAGCGCCUGGUUUACUUGAACGAGGCCUGGAAGCAGCAGCUGCCGGUCAAACAGGACUAAGAUGAGGGGGGUGGGGGGAAAAAAAAGUUAAACAAAUUACGUGAACUCUUGAACAGAACAUUUUGACUUGCCACCAGGAGACCUUGCUUCCAAAGCAUUGUUUUAUUAUGCUGUGUGUUUUAUAUAUAUAUAAAGAAACAGGAUGACUAGUCUGGGCCAGACAUCUCUCAAGUUCAUUGUUGCAUAAAUGGAAGGAUUUACAAACGGGGUUGGGUGGGCGGGGGGGGGGGACGGAGAUUCUCAUUUUUCGUUUUGUUUUUUUAUUUACACCCUCACACAUAAUAAACAAGCAGGAAAGCAAAGGUAGAAUCCCAGUUCACUUCACUGUGAAAGAUGAGAGGACAGGACGUCCUUCUUGAACAAAAAAAGGACCAGAACGUAGAAGAAAAUUGGGACUUCUAAAAGGUGUAUACUUGAAAUCGAUAAGAAGGUCCUGUUCCUGACCGGCUCCGGAGCCGGCUAGCUGCAACGUCACUACAACCUCAGCAGAACUGAAGAAUGGGUCAGAAUACCAAAUGCAUGAUCGUGGAGAUUAUAAUCGUACAGUUGGCAGCAUAGCUAGGAUAACAUGAGAGCCAAACAGGUUAACAUCCUACAGCAUACAGAAUAGUUAAUUAUUUUUUUUGUACGUUUUUUUUUUUCUCUCAAUGUUUACACUUUACAGCAGGUUUUUUUUGUGUGUCUUUGAUAGUACCACUAAUAUUAAACAUGGGAGACUGUGAGGAACUGUGUGGAAAUCAGUCAGAAUAGGUUUUUUUUCUUUCUUUUUUUUCAUUCUGUAAAUAGCUGCUGAGAAAUUUUCCAGGUUAGAUUGUGAUUUAGUGUUGACAUAGACUAAGUUAAAAAAAGUAAUAAAUAAUUUAAAAAAAAAAUGUUUCGAAAAGAAAUCACAAAAUAAGAAAAUAAAAAUAAAAAAAGUGAAGUCAAGUUGUCAUCGGGGUGAAUUAACUCCGUCUGAAGACGUUUUUGCAGUCUGUGUGUGACGCCUUAACUUCCUGCAACCCCAAGCGAGGCAUGCUGCAACCCCAAGCGAGGCAUGCUGCAACCCCAAGCGAGGCAUGCUGCAUAGACUUGCGUGGAUUCAUGUGUUCACUAAUCAGUUUCUUUCUCAGAAGUCUUUAACUCACCGAGGUCACAAAGCAUAUGAUAUGUGCACUCUCAAGAGUCUUCAGAGCAGGGUUGUGUUCAUUAGGCAACGCAACGUUUUCAUAACGUUUUGCACUGGAAAAUGAAAAUGUGCGUUUCUUAUAGAGUGGUUAGCUGACGUCACGAAAACAAUGCACGUGCUUCAAUGGGGAAGGAGGCAGUGUGGUGGUGUGAUUCUGGAUGGCCAGAUGACUAGCAACUAUGACAUGAAGCUACCAUGAGGGGAAUCGUAGGUGGCUUGUUUCAGUUAGUUUAACCAACGACUCUAACAAUGUACUUAUGUUUUCAAUAAACAAUGACGACAAUAUAGUUUGUGUUAACAAACAACCCCGUUUCAGUUUUGUUGCUAAACGACCAACCCGUCUAUUGUCCAGGUAGUACCCCCGUUUCAGUUUUUAAUAAUCUUCUUUGGUGCCUAAUGUAGUUAAUUUAUUCGCUGCCAAGAUGAAGUCUUGCUCUCCGUGAUCUUCCCUGUCGUUAUGUGUUAAAAGCAUUCCUGGACACACACUACUGUACCGCUGGGGGAUCCAUGUAGACUUAUGUGCCUGAAAGAGAAGUGAAUUCCCUUUAUUUGGUUGGGUGGAGGGGGAUAUGUAAAUGAGACGUGAAUUCCCUUUAUUUGGUUGGGUGGAGGGGGAUAUGUAAAUGAGACGUGAAUUCCCUUUAUUUGGUUGGGUGGAGGGGGAUAUGUAAAUGAGAUGUGAAUUCCCUUUAUUUGGUUGGGUGGAGGGGGAUAUGUAAAUGAGAUGUGAAUUCCCUUUAUUUGGUUGGGUGGAGGGGGAUAUGUUAAUGAGAUGUGAAUUCCCUUUAUUUGGUUGGGUGGAGGGGGAUAUGUAAAUGAGAUGUGAAUUCCCUUUAUUUGGUUGGGUGGAGGGGAAUAUGUAAAUGAGAAGUGAAUUCCCUUUAUUUGGUUGGGUAGAGGGGGAUAUGUAAAUGAGAUGUGAAUUCCCCUUAUUUGGUUGGGUGGAGGGGGAUAUGUAAAUGAGACGUGCAUUCCCUUUAUUUGGUUGGGUGGAGGGGGAUAUGUAAAUGAGACGUGAAUUCCCCUUAUUUGGUUGGGUGGAGGGGGAUAUGUAAAUGAGACGUGAAUUCCCUUUAUUUGGUUGGGUGGAGGGGGAUAUGUAAAUGAGAUGUGAAUUCCCUUUAUUUGGUUGGGUGGAGGGGGAUAUGUAAAUGAGACGUGAAUUCCCCUUAUUUGGUUGGGUGGAGGGGGAUAUGUAAAUGAGAUGUGAAUUCCCUUUAUUUGGUUGGGUGGAGGGGGAUAUGUAAAUGAGACGUGAAUUCCCCUUAUUUGGUUGGGUGGAGGGGGAUAUGUAAAUGAGACGUGAAUUCCCCUUAUUUGGUUGGGUGGAGGGGGAUAUGUAAAUGAGACAUGAAUUGUCUUUAUUGGGUGGAGGGGUUUAUGUAAAUGGGACGUGAAUUCCCUUUAUUGGGUGAAGGGGUUUAUGUAAAUGAGACGUGAAUUCCCUUUAUUGGUUGGAGGGGUAAAUGUUUCACUUAUUUUUUUCUCAUUGUUACAAACCCAUUGCUUUUUUUUUUUUGUAUUUACUAAAUUGUAUACUUAAGGCCAUUGUUUUCUCCCUCACCCCUUGUGUAUAGGGCAAUGAUACGGUAGCACGGGCUGCCAAACAGUGAUCGUCUGUCAGCUCAAGGGUGGUAGUAGUAGGCCAGCCAUUCAGUUUGGCAUUUUUGUAGGUUAAGGUUGUCGAUUUAAAAAAACAAGUAGUAAGGUUCAGUCUCUCUCUGUGGAACAUAGCCCGGUUUCUUCCUAGGUUUUGGCCUUUCUAGGGAGUUUUUCCUAGCCACCGUGCUUUUACACCUGCAUUGUUUGGGGUUUUAGGCUGGGUUUCUGUACAGCACUUUGAGAUAUCAGCUGAUGUACGAAGGGCUAUAUAAAUCAAUUUGAUUUGAUUUGAUUUGAACAGCACUGUAACUACAGUUUUUGGGGAAGGAAACCUCUCAGUAUUGGCCAAAGUGUGUGAUACAACCCAAGGCAGUUGGAUCAUCGCGAAGCAGAAUAGCCGACAGAUCAGGUUGAAGCCCUUCAAACCUGAUGUGUAAGUUACUAUUCACAUUCAUGGACAGUGGAACAUCCCCUGGCUCAACAUUGAACAAUCUCAUUGAUACUGUUUUAGAUGGGCACUCAACAGUGUCACAUUUUUUUUUUAUACACCAGUUGGCAAUUUCCUAAUAAAGGAGCCAUUGUUUCCUUAUGGCCGAGGUCUAAACAAAGAUGGCUGAUGACGCAAAUGACUGCUUCCUGUUAAACCAUGCUAGGUCAUCAGUUGUACACGCAUGAUGAAAUAUGAGGUACUUAUGGGUUUACACAUGGUUUGCAUUGUAACUCACUCACUAGCGCUGCACAAGGUAUUUGACACAAGAAUACUGGUAUUGCCUGUUGCAUCCGAAUUUUAGCAGUGGAACACCUGAGGUCUUUGGGACGAGAUGCCGUUUUGUGCAUGAUGACAAGGUCUAAACCUCCAACUCCCAGAGUUUGACUUACAGUCUGGUUGUGCACUAUAGACUUUCCUAAGGGGUUACUCACAGAGCCCAUGUUGGCAGCAUUCAUAUAGGUCCUAACGUUGGAGCAACAAACUUAAACAGGUGUAAUGUAAUAAUAGUCCCAAAGUGACUUGUUCCAGAGAGGUACGGGUGGUACGGUACGGGUGGUACGGGUACGGGUGGUGUGUUUGGCUUUAAGUCACACGCGUCAAAGUCCUUAAAAGAAGCUUGCUGAAUGUGUUCCUAUCGCUAACCUGCUGGAUAAUAAUAAUAAAAACAUAAAUGUUUUGAUUUUUAUUCAAGUCAAAUUAGAAGAUAAAACACGUAUUAAUCAAAAUCAACAGAAAUACAGAUACAUGUAUAAUUGUGGUCCUUCUGUAGCUCAGUUGGUAGAGCAUGGCGCUUGUAACGCCAGGGUAGUGGGUUCGUUUCCCGGGACCACCCAUACGUAGAAUGUAUGCACACAUGACUGUAAGUCGCUUUGGAUAAAAGCGUCUGCUAAAUGGCAUAUAUUAUAAUGCAGCCCUCGACUCAUUUUAAUCCACGUCCAUUUGGUUCUUAAAACGUUUUCUGUAAUGAAUAAACCACGUGAGAACGUGUUCAGAAAGUGACUCUUAAAAUGUCCCUAGAUUUAGAACCUGCGUCAACAAAUGCCUGCUGUUGGAUCACUGGGCCUUUCGCAGUUAAAGAGACAGUAAAAUAAAGCCUGGUGACAGUGAUUGGCUCUCUUGCUUGCCUUUCUAAACAUGUAUUUCUGAUCAUAGGACCCCCCUCCCCUCCCCCCACAGCACUCUGUAGAUCGCCUGGGUGCCAGUCUGUUUCUGCUGUCUUGCCAACUUUAAAAAGGAAAUGUCAUGGCUCGGCCAUGGAGUUGGUAAGAGCACUAACUGAUCAGAGACCAGGGGUGUUAAACAUGCAGAUUCUCUUGCUAAAUACUUUUUUUUUUCUUCAAAAAAAGGAAAGCGCAAACAAGUUUCUAUUGGACAAAUUCAGAUAGAUCCCUCCCCGCUUUGGUUCUUAAAACAGUUUCUGUAAUGAAUAAACCACGUGAGAGGUAAAAAAAAAAAAUGACUCACCGAAAAGCCAUGUCUUGUAUUUAAACGGUCAUUGUCUACUUUUAUUUUCAAUAAAUGUUCAUAUUUUAAUUUCUGUCAUUAGAGUUAGAGGUCACUUGUUUCUGCUAUAAAAAAAAAAAACUUUUGUCUGAAUUACAAGAUUGUAAAGUUCUUUCUCUGUGACAAGUGAAAUCAUUUGUAUUUCUCUACUUAUUUUUGUAUGAAUGGGCUCUCCUUCAUUGGUCACUACAUCUUAGCUGUAUAGACUUAACAUUUCUGGGUUAUUUCAGAACAAUGUCCGUGUGUCAGAAUCAGUUUGUUUGUGGGAGAAAUACUGUAGGUUUGCUUCUGUAUUUGCCAAAUAAGUUGACAAAUGCUGUAUUUUCAUACAUGGUGAAAAAGUAUUACGUGAAUGGUAGAUUGAAUGGGUACAGAGAAACCAAUCGAAUGAAAUCCACUAUUUGCUUUACCUUGUGAGAAAACUGUUGCGAAAGUUUACAUUAACAGUGAACAUUUUAAAAUGGGGGGGGGUCAUUGGUCAUGUGGAAAUGGUCUAUCAUUAAAAACAUUCCAUCUGAA